Molecule: messenger RNA, 2691 nt
Organism: Macrosiphum euphorbiae (potato aphid)
Lineage: Eukaryota; Metazoa; Arthropoda; Insecta; Hemiptera; Aphididae
Source: the annotation of a GenBank genome assembly
AUGAGUAAUCAGCUGGUCGACUCAUGUUUAGCUCAGUCAGACCUCUCUCAAAAUAAUUCUUACCCAAAUGAUAUCGCGUAUUCAAACAACGGCCUUCAAGAAAGUCAUUCAUCUAGUUCAUCUGCUCAAUGUAGUGAAAAACCUGUAUUAGUUUCCCAAACAAAGAAACAUCAAACAACACAACAAGUCACAACUGUAACAAAAGUUGUUCGAGAAGUUCAUCAUAUGAUUCCUAAUGGUCAUUCAUUAGAUUACAUCCCGUACACAUUAGGAGUAUCAUCUUCGUCAACUUCAUCAACUCAACCAAAUAAUCCCGUUCAUAUGUCAGAAUCUGGACAUUAUAAUAAUGACUACCAAAAUUAUAAUCCAGGUUGUCAGGAUUAUGACCAUUAUGUUGGCGUACAUCCUGGACUUUCGUAUUACAGUUCCAACAAUAUACCUGGCCAGCAAGGUGCUAAAAUAGAUGGAAAUGCAUACCAUGUAUACGACACAGGAUCAUCCCCUAACCAACUGGGGCAUGAAUAUAAUGAAACGAUACCCACACCACCAAGCCCUAGUGCUUGCAGUGAAUCUCCUCCACCACAACAGCUCAUGGCUCAAGAAUACAUGAGAAAAGGAUUACCAUAUCCACCUUCUGGUUAUGAAGAACUUGAUGCAACUCAAUUGCAUCCAAACCAUGACCAUUAUCACCGAAUUACACCGUCACCUGGUGAUUGUUAUGAUCAAAUGAGUGGAUCAUGGAAUAUGGAUGAAUGUGGAGAUCAAAUGGCACAAGGUCUUAGAUGGAGGGAUCCUAAUUUGCCCGAAGUUAUAACAUUCCUGGCUAACCCAAAUAAUUUAAUUAAAGCAAAUGCUGCUGCUUAUUUACAACAUUUAUGUUAUAUGGAUGAUCCAAAUAAACAAAAAACUAGAACAUUAGGUGGAAUACAGGCUUUGGCAAAGCUCUUAAACCAUGAUUGUCCAGAUGUUUACAGAAAUGCAUGUGGAGCCCUUAGAAAUUUAUCAUAUGGAAGACAAAAUGAUGAAAAUAAACGAGCCAUUAAAGAUGCUGGUGGAAUACCAUUAUUAAUCAAUUUACUGCAUAAAUCAGCUGAUGCAGAAGUUAAAGAACUCGUUACAGGGGUUUUAUGGAACUUAUCAUCAUGCGAAGAUUUGAAAAAAUCAAUUAUUGAUGAUGGUCUUUCUACUAUUGUGAAUCAUAUUUUACUACCUCAUUCAGGGUGGAGUCCUACUGCUUGUAGUGAUAUUUGUUGGUCUACUGUAUUUAGAAAUACUUCUGGAGUAUUGAGGAAUAUAAGUUCAGCUGGUGAAUAUGCACGAAAAAAGUUGCGUGAAUGUGAACAUUUAAUUGAUUCACUUCUUUAUGUAAUUUCAACUGCUAUUGAAAAGUCAAAUAUUGGAAAUAAGAGUGUUGAAAAUUGUGUAUGCAUAUUAAGAAACUUAUCAUAUAGGUGUCAAGAAGUUGAAGAUCCAAAUUAUGAUAAACACCCUUUACCAACUCAAAGUAGAGUUGGUCCUCAGCCAAAAGCAGAAAACUUAGGUUGUUUCGGAGCUAGUAAAAAGAAAAAAGAUAUCCAAGUGGUUUCACCCAAAGAAAACACUAGCAGUCGUAUAAUUCCUAGAUCAGAACCGGCUAAAGGAAUGGAACUUUUGUGGCAACCAGAAGUGGUUCAAUCAUACCUAGCGCUGCUACAGAGUUGUUCAAAUCCAGAAACUCUUGAAGCUGCUGCAGGUGCAAUCCAAAAUUUAGCUGCUUGUUAUUGGCAACCUAGUAUUGAAAUUAGAGCUGCUGUUCGGAAAGAAAAAGGUCUCCCUAUUCUUGUAGAGCUCUUACGAAUGGAAGUUGAUCGUGUAGUAUGUGCUGUUGCCACAGCUUUAAGGAAUUUGGCUAUUGAUCAAAGAAAUAAAGAACUUAUUGGUAAGUAUGCAAUGAGGGACUUAGUGCAAAAGUUACCGUCAGGGAAUGCUCAACACGAUCAAGGAACUUCAGAUGAUACUAUAGCAGCAGUGUUGGCUACACUGAACGAAGUCAUUAAGAAAAAUGCUGAAUUUGCUAGGUCAUUACUGGACUCAAGUGGAGUGGAAAGAUUAAUGAAUAUAAUCAGACAGCGCCAAAAAUAUACAUCUAGAGUUUUGAAAUUUGCCAGCCAAGUUUUGUUUGCUAUGUGGCAGCAUCAAGAGUUGAGAGAUGCAUACAAAAAGCACGGUUGGAGAGAACAAGACUUUGUUACAAAAACUAUUGCAGCUAGAAAUGCAGCGGGUGGAGUGAACUCACCAAAUAAUGCAAAUAGUACUCUUAAUCGCCCUAUGGCAAGUCAAGGUGGGACUCGGUAUGAAGAUCGAACGAUACAAAGGCAAAAUCCAAACGUUUCACAGAUGAAUCAUUCACUAUCAAACUCUAACACAAAUUCUACUUAUCAGGCUAAUGAAGAUAUUCCAUUAGCUGAUAUGCCAUACCCCGAAGUGUCUAAUCAUACCCCUCCAGCUGGUGGAGUAUUAAUAUAUCCUCCUGGACAUCCAUUAAGACCAGGUGAACCACUUUAUGCUCAAGUUAACCGCGAGAAAAAGAAGAAUAAACAAUAUGACCCAUCGUGUUCAAUGGGUGAAAUGUGGAAUUAUAAUGAACAGGCCCAACCAAAAGUAUCAUCUGUUGAUGUCUCAACUGCCCAAGGUGGUGAUUCCUGGGUAUAA